AUGACUAGCAUCAAUAUUAGUAGGGAUUCGGAAGAUUUCUCCAUUAAUAGUAGUUAUCCAUCUGCAGAAUCAUUCCCCAGAGUUUACACUAAGCAAGAAAAUCCUUCUAUAUUAACUAAUGGAGAUAAAACUACUGAUAAAGAACAUCCUAUCUCGUUGGCUCACACUUUCUCUAAUACUUCAAACUUUACCACGAUGACAAAUUUAUCGAAGAUUACUUCAUUGAAGCAGACAAUUAGUCAUCAUAUCGUUAGUAUUAGAGACGCAGUCAAUGAUGAUAACGAACAAACUUACAAAGAGGAAAGUAAUGUUGAAAAUUUAUUAAAAGCAAAAUUUGAAUUAGGUGAUGCCACAAGAUUAAGCUCAUACAUUUUAGAAUAUCCAAGUUCUAUUAAUGAUGACGCUAUCGAAGAUUCAUGCGUCAAUAGUAAUGCAGAGACUAGUAAUAAAGAUGGUUCCAAUUUAGGGAAAAAGCGAAAAGAAGCCUCACAAAAAACACUUCUUUCUCGUAUGAACAUCCUUGAGAAAGUAUUCCCCUCGACAUAUGAUUCAGGAACUACCGACCUACCUCCCGAUGGUGGGUAUGGUUGGGUUUCUACUUUUUGUACAUUUCUUGCCAUGUUUUCCACUUGGGGGUGUAAUUCAGGAUUUGGUGUCUUUUUAGCGUUUUAUUUGAAUAAUAACACCUUUAAAGGUGCAACUGAAUAUGAUUAUUGUUUAAUUGCAGGCCUUACUAUUUGUUUGGGUCCUUUAUUAUCACCCAUUGGGAUGAUUACCAUGAAAAUUAUUGGUAUCAAACUAACUAUGUGGAUCGGUAUAAUGAUGCUAUUGGCAGGAUUUCUAAUGUCUUCUUAUAGCACAAGAUUAUGGGAAUUAUAUCUAACUCAAGGUGCUCUUGUUGGAGCGAGUUAUAGCUUUAUUGCCAUCCCCGCUACUACGGUUAUUCCGGGUUGGUUCUUAAAGAAAAGAGCUGUUGCAAUGGGGAUAUCUAUGAUUGGUACAGGGGCGGGCGGUGUCACCUAUAGUCUUGCAGCAAAUAAGAUGAUUCAAGAUAAUAAUGGAACGAGGCAAUGUCUAAGAGUGUUUUGCAUUACUUGUGUCGUCGCUUGUGCCAUUUCUGCUAUUCUGAUAAAACCCUAUCAUAAAGAGCAUCCAAUUGGUUUUAGAUCUAAGUCGAAAAUUAAAAAUGAAUUCAAAGUAAUGUUUGAUUUGAAUGUCAUAAGGAGGCCAGUUGUUUGGUUAGUUACUGUUUGGUUUACAUUUGCUCUUUUUGCCUAUAAUUUAAUGAUAUUUACUUUGUCUUCAUAUGUUGUCGCGAGAGGUAUGUCGCAACAUGAUGGUUCUACAAUAACAGCCAUUGUAAACGGCUGUCAGGCUAUAGGCAGGCCAAUUAUGGGGUUAGUAGGUGAUCGUGUAGGGAGAAUUAAUAUCACUGUAGUUUUAACACUUUGUUUGACAAUUUUUUUCUUUGCUUUCUGGAUACCAGCCCAUACUUUUUUACAAUUAAUUUUCUUAGCUAUUUGCCUUGGUUCAUGUAUCGGUGUAGCUAAUGUAAUGAGUACGGUAUUAAUUGCUGAUGUGGUUGCUCCUGAAGAAUUCUUAACUGCUUGGGCAUUUGUCAAUUAUUUUAGUAGUCCUUUCUUCUUAGUUUGUGAAGUCAUUGCUCAAGCGUUAAAAAUAAAAAAGCCAGUUUCCAACCCUUAUAUUCACACCCAAAUAUUUGCUGGUCUUUGUAUUUUUGUUGCAUUAUGUCUAGUAUGUUGUUUACGUUCUUUAUCAGUAAACAAUAAGUUAAAAGAUAGACAAACUGAAACUUUAAAAUCAUUAGACAAUCUUCACAAAGAUUUGUCAUCUAAAAUAUCGGAACAAGAAUAUGAUAUUUUAGAAAAAAGAAAAGUAAAGUAUGUUCUUCUUUUAGGAGGAGGAAUCAAGAAAUUCUUUAUUAGAAUGUUUUACCCGAUGAAAGUUUGA
This is a messenger RNA of Henningerozyma blattae CBS 6284, 1971 nucleotides long. Its product is annotated as MCT family MFS transporter. The coding region runs from base 1 to 1971 and encodes 656 amino acids. NCBI's taxonomy places the organism in Eukaryota, Fungi, Ascomycota, Saccharomycetes, Saccharomycetales, Saccharomycetaceae. The record is from RefSeq and is a predicted model, not a curated record. Gene Ontology annotation, biological process: transmembrane transport. The transcript has a single exon. Gene Ontology annotation, molecular function: transmembrane transporter activity.